This is a messenger RNA of Lineus longissimus, 2430 nucleotides long. RefSeq names its product somatostatin receptor type 4-like. Bases 180 to 1190 code for a protein of 336 amino acids. The transcript has a single exon. The record is from RefSeq and is a predicted model, not a curated record. Gene Ontology annotation, molecular function: G protein-coupled receptor activity. Gene Ontology annotation, cellular component: membrane. Gene Ontology annotation, biological process: G protein-coupled receptor signaling pathway. NCBI's taxonomy places the organism in Eukaryota, Metazoa, Nemertea, Pilidiophora, Heteronemertea, Lineidae.
UGUAUGUAUAACAAUAUGAUACCAGUCUUUUUCUAAGCAUUAAAUAUACGACUAGGUGUGUAUGUAGCUCUCUCCCUCACAAAGCUUUGUGCUGGACAUCGGAAAUAGCGCGAUUGUACAUGUGACAUCCAAAUUAGGCAAACCCUGUGCCGCGAUGGAAUAAUCAUUGCGUCAUCAGUAUGUCCGGCAAUAGUCAUCACACUAAUUCCAGCAUAACUGCGCAUCCUUCAGAAUCUGGCUCUGCAUUGGCCGAUGGACUAGAGACAGCAAGUCACAUCCUAAUCAUUGUAAUCCCACCUCCGUUUGUAAUCAUUGGCCUGAUAGGGAACCUCCUCAGUUUCACCCUUAUGAACCAAACGAAGUACCAGAAGUCAACGUCAUGUUAUUUCAUGCGGUGUCUUGCCCUCUUCGACACGCUGUACAUAUUUGGCAGGAUGAGUCUCCGUUAUCUUCUCGCUGUUGCGCCCAAAGUUUUCCUGAGUGAAUCUGCAAAGAGACCCUUCUGUCUCUUCUACUUUUCCGUCUUUGAGUGUUCAAAGUUUAUCCCACCCUUCAUAUUGACGGCUAUGACCAUGGAUCGGUUUGUUGCCGUCACGUGGCCUUUGAAAGCUGCUGCCGUCUGCACGAUGGGCCGGGCGCGGUUGUCCGUCGUUGGGAUAUCAUUGGUCGGUGCUGCAGUAGGUUUGUCCCAGCUUCUUCGGAAGGAACAAGAGGAAUUCAAGUCGUGGUUAUGUCCAUACCACUUCGAAGUGGGAAUAGAUGUUUUCACCCAUGCACACGCGGCCAUAUCAGGGUACAUCCCAAUUGCGUGCCUUGUACUGUUCAAUGCGGGUAUUUCAUUUUCUGUGCUCAGAAGUCGUCAAAAGUCUAAACGUCUGUUCAAUUCUGGAAGAUCUAACUCUUCUGAAAGCUCAAUCACCAAAGUCAGUGUUUCAGUCACAUCUUUUUUCAUCUUGACCAGCCUGCCCAUACGAUUCAUGACAAUAUUCGUGGACAAUGGGUUAAUCUUGAGGAAUGGACCCGGGUUGUCUCCGAUUGAAAUGAUACAAAUUAAGAGUUUCAGCAACAAUCUUGCCAUCACAAUUGAAAACCUUAAUUAUUGUUUUAAUUUCUACUUGUAUUGUUUGACCUCUGCUCGGUUCAGGAAAGAGCUGCUUAAAAUAAUGGCAUGCAAUCCAAAUAAAUAUUAAUUACCAAAUUCUAUUCGUAAUACGACGAAAAUUUGCACUGCAGCGUAAGUAAAUUCCGUAAUUCGUACAAUGUAGAAGAAAUUCGUGAAAUAAUCAAGUUGUACGAAGUUUUUGACUAAAAUAUUACUACGAGAUGCGGGAUUCAACAAUGAAGACGAUGAUCUCGCUAAAGAAGAGGCAAUCAUUACCAGAUACAAUAGGCUGGUUUCGCUACCCUUUGCAAACUCAGGCGAACGAUACUUCAUCGUUCCAAAUGGCGCUGAAACCUGCCAAUACGCUUAAAAUUACAAUUGUGCGGCCGUUAUAUCAUCUGAUUCGAGGUUCCAUGCAGGUAGUGAUUUACACGGCUCAGAAUUCUGCGUGGAUGUUUCGAAAGUCGGAUAGAUCGCAACUUCGAAUUAUCCAUGUAGAGUUGGAACAUGGAACCAGGCGCCGCCAAAUGAGAAAAUGCAGGACGAACUCUAACGUUUCCGCGACAUGUCUCUAUGACACCUGUUUGUCUUACGAGGGAGGUUUCGCACAAUUCUAAAUCCGACUCCUUUUGAAAACCGGCCCGAGAACUACUGUCUCUGGGGUUUCACGCCCGAAGACCACCAGUCCACGCAUCUAACUGCUCCCAUGGCACUUCAUCCUAUGCUUGAGGGUCUUACACUCACAUUGAGCACUAACCGAGCAUAUGUGAUGCCAGUGCGUUCGAGGGGUGGAGCAUAACUGAGCCUGGUAUUCAAGGAUGCUCCACUGAGUCGAACUCGUUUACACUCCGGACGCAGUGGACCGGCCUCGUCCCUCACCUGAGACAAUAUAAAUAUAGGGUGACAAAAUAGACUGCCCCGGGAGUUUAUAACUCGUUAGGUUAAGACGAGAUAGACUAGCAACGUAGUACACAAAUGCCCCGGCGUGGGCUACAGCCGGCAGUAUAAAUGUACAAGAAGUUUUUUUUAAGAGCACUUAUUGGUAUUUUAUUCAUGCCGCCCAUUGAUCUAAUUGGCCUAGGCUAGCUAACAAAAUAGGUCUCAGUUGAAAACCUUCACUACUAACUCAUCAACCACGCUAACGUUAGACUGCAUGAUGACGACAGGUGAGGUCUAAAAAAGUUCCAUCCUCCUUCUCAAUACAUGUUUCCCUGUCUUCCCAUUUAGAAUGGCAAGUAUUUUUCGCAAAAACCUGAGGUGGUUUUAGUAGUAAAUGGGUUAUUUCCGGUGUUUGUCUCCGCAUACCAUUGAUUGAUGCUUACAACAAC